AUGUUCCGAGACUUCGGGGAACCCGGACCGAGCUCCGGCGCCGGCGGCACGUACGGCGGCCCCGCGCAGCCCCCCGCUGCGGCGCAGGCGGCUGCGCAGCAGAAGUUCCACCUCGUGCCAAGCCUCAACGCCGUGAGUGGCAGUCAGGAGCUGCAGUGGAUGGUGCAGCCUCACUUCCUGGGGCCCAGCAACUACCCCAGGCCUCUGGCCUACCCCCAGUACAGUCCCCCACAGCCCCGGCCAGGAGUCAUCCGGGCCCUGGGGCCACCUCCAGGGGUACGGCACAGGCCCUGCGAACAGGGUCCUACCGCGGGACCACCGUGGGGGAGUGCCGGGCAGCCCGCGGCGCAGGGUCCGCCUCACUGCCGACCCUCGGUCCCCCAGAUCAGCCCCGAGGAGGAGGAGCGCCGCCGAGUGAGGCGCGAGCGGAACAAGCUAGCCGCCGCCAAGUGCCGGAACCGGAGGAAGGAACUCACCGACUUCCUGCAGGCGGAGACCGACAAACUGGAGGGUGAGAAGUCCGGGCUGCAGCGAGAGAUUGAGGAGCUGCAGAAGCAGAAGGAGCGCCUGGAGCUAGUGCUCGAAGCCCACCGCCCCAUCUGCAAAAUCCCGGAAGGGGCCGAGGAGGGGGCCACCGGCGGUCCCAGUGGCACCAGCGGCACCAGCAGCCCACCCGCCCCCUCCCGUUCUGUGCCUUGUAUCUCCCUUUCCCCGGGGCCGGUGCUCGAGCCCGAGGCGUUGCACACCCCCACGCUCAUGACCACACCCUCCCUGACCCCAUUCACCCCUAGUCUGGUCUUCACCUACCCCAGCACCCCUGAGCCCUGCUCCUCCGCCCAUCGAAGGAGUAGCAGCAGCAGCGGGGACCCCUCCUCUGACCCUCUUGGCUCCCCCACCCUCCUAGCCUUGUGAAGUGCUCUAGCCCCCCUCUCUGCCGGAGCCACCCUAGCCCAACAUUCUGCCUCCCCCAUUGGUCCAGCUGGCCUGGACCAUACCCCACGUCCUACACCUGCAGGUUUUGUGCUUUUCCAUCCCUCCUGAUGAGACUGAGAAUAUUCUGCUUUCCGGAAGAGCCAGCUUGGGGCCACCAAAGCUGCCUGCCGGUUCUCUAUAGAGCUGGCCCCUCUGGCACAAUUUGCACUAAAUCAGAGACAAAAUAUUUCCCGUUUGUGCCACAGAGACCUCCGGGCGGCCCCCAAAAGACUUUGUAAAGCCCUAGAGGACCUCUGGAGCCCCAGAUGCACCCCCACAGUCUCCAUCACCCUCUUCCUGUGAUCCACUCCACCCCCCCCCCGACAGAAGGUGCCAUCUACCAGCCCAGAACACUAACUCACCCAGCCCCACUGCCAGCAGCACCAGGUGAUUGGACCAGGUUAUCCUGCCGGCCCCUCCUGAUCGGCACAGCCCAGGAGGGUGUCACAGGCUCCGGUGAUGAGCUGACCUACAGUCCCCAGCUUUGAGGGGCCUUUAGCUCCAGGGAAUCCAUGCCCCCACAGCGAGGGCAGCUGCUAUUUAUUUUCCUAAAAAGAAUAUUUUUGUAUAAA
Molecule: messenger RNA, 1544 nt
Organism: Choloepus didactylus (southern two-toed sloth)
Lineage: Eukaryota; Metazoa; Chordata; Mammalia; Pilosa; Megalonychidae
Gene: FOSL1
Product: FOS like 1, AP-1 transcription factor subunit
Exons: 4
Coding region: 1-912 (303 amino acids)
Biological process (GO): regulation of transcription by RNA polymerase II
Cellular component (GO): nucleus
Molecular function (GO): RNA polymerase II cis-regulatory region sequence-specific DNA binding; DNA-binding transcription factor activity, RNA polymerase II-specific
Source: RefSeq, a predicted model, not a curated record